CCUCGUGAGCUAACAUUCGUAUAUAUGUAUAUAUAAAAAAAAGAAAGUGAUAUAAAAUAAAUACUAAUAAUAAUUUGUUGAAACAUUCUUGAAUUUCGAGUUUCUCUGGCUUUUAUCAAAUUCUUUCCAUAAUGACUACGAUAACGUGUUUGCCUGACGAAGUGAUUGCUGUCAUUUUGAGUUAUAAUGACAUUAGCAUUGAAGACGUCGUGAGCUUUAUUUCCACGUGUAAAAGAUUUCAUCGGGCUCUACUGGACAGGAAGUUUUGGGAAAGAAAAUUUUAUCUGAGGUGUUGUGCUGCGGAUGAGAAAUAUGAGUAUAAACACGAGCGAGAAAAACUUUUUCGUCAAUUUGAUUUUAAAGAUCUAAUAAAGAAGAGUCUAAUGUGUAUCAAAAAACUUUAUUAUUAUAUAUCCGUGAUAUCCAACGAUAAUUUCAUAGAAGCUAGAAAAAAAAAAUUGUUUUCAUUACUCCAUUUUAUAUCCAAGAAUGAUCUAAUUUGUUGUCUUGUUGUGGAGGAAAUAUUACAGAAGAAAUAUUUUACUUCUAAUUCAAUUUGGACGAAUGGAAAAGAUUUGACACAUGAUUAUAAUAGUACUAUAUUUAUUCGAUAUUUAAAACUAUAUAGCUUAAAAUACAAUCUAGAAAAAUAUGCCAAGAAGCCAAAGAAAAAACAGCUUUUAGAAGAAGUACUAACAAUUGUGGUACAAUACUUUCAUCCAUACAUAUCUUACACGUUUAUAGAUAUGUGGAUAAAUGAUAUUGUACACGAGGUAUUAGAACAUUUAAUAAUGUCCCAUCAUAAGCAUUCUAUUUUCAAGAAGACUUCUGAGGAUUUUUCAAUUUGGAGUGAGGACGAUACCAUACCUAAUUACUGGAAUGAAAUGGAAAGCAAACAAAUUAUGGAUACGCUUGAAAAAUUUGUAUUUUCUCAAUUAGAUGAUCAUUUUUAUAUGAAUUUUUCACUGUUUACGGAUAUAUUUACUAUCAUUCACUUAUCACGCUGUUGCAAGAAGGCUCGGUAUACACUGCAAAAUAAAAAUUCUAUCUUUUUCUCUGAUACACAUGGUUAUUUCCUGGAAAUCAGAUAA
Cataglyphis hispanica is the source of this 1091-nucleotide messenger RNA. RefSeq lists its product as uncharacterized. The transcript has 4 exons. NCBI's taxonomy places the organism in Eukaryota, Metazoa, Arthropoda, Insecta, Hymenoptera, Formicidae. The record is from RefSeq and is a predicted model, not a curated record. Bases 132 to 1091 code for a protein of 319 amino acids. Gene Ontology annotation, molecular function: protein binding.